AUUCUUGGGAAGAGAUAUCAGAAAGCUGCUACCCAAGUAGAAAGGAGAAAGUGAGCGCUCUACAAAAAGGAGCAGUCUGAGUCUGUUGCGGCACAGCUGAUAGAUUCAUCGGCCGUUUGGGGGAUUCGUCGUACCCUAGAGCAAGCUGGAUGAAUCAUCACUGGAGAGUUCCAAAGCCCUUGAGGAGAGUCUCAAGACAUUCUUGGAGCUGUUGGAUAUUGGAAACAUUAUUACCGCUGGCAAGGACCUCCAAGCCGUCUUACGCUGACUGCAAAAGGGCACUAUCAUCUACAAUACUCUUCCCAAAUCCUAGAGAAAACAUGUUUGCUCCCACCCUCGUCAAGUUGUCUUGGAGAAGGAUUGUAUUACCUGCGCUGUCUAUACACAAAAAACUCAACGAUCAAACCUUUUGAAGACAAUUUCGUUCUUCAUUCAACUUCAAAUCUUGACUCGGACUUCUUAAACAGUAGUCAGAAGAUGCGG
Trichoderma harzianum CBS 226.95 is the source of this 483-nucleotide messenger RNA. RefSeq lists its product as hypothetical. Lineage: Eukaryota; Fungi; Ascomycota; Sordariomycetes; Hypocreales; Hypocreaceae. The coding region runs from base 150 to 413 and encodes 87 amino acids. The transcript has a single exon. The record is from RefSeq and is a predicted model, not a curated record.